This is a messenger RNA of Nicotiana attenuata, 2337 nucleotides long. RefSeq lists its product as uncharacterized. The transcript is spliced from 3 exons. The coding region runs from base 1 to 2337 and encodes 778 amino acids. The record is from RefSeq and is a predicted model, not a curated record. Lineage: Eukaryota; Viridiplantae; Streptophyta; Magnoliopsida; Solanales; Solanaceae.
AUGGAUAAUAGUGAUGAAAUCGAGUUGGUCAGUGACAAUCCGCAGGGUCAGUCAGUUGAGCAAGAGUCGGAGGAAAUAAGAAAAUUGAGACAACAACUGUCAGAUGUAUAUCAAGCUUGGGUUUCCGGUCGACCUCCACCCCAGGGUCCUUCAGAGGGAACUUCCACCAUACCCCAGGCUACUCAAACACCGCUCCAUGCAACGAGCGAUCCCAUUCUACCACCAGGGUAUGUGCCAAACUACAGCCUCCAUGCUGCCCCCGGUACCUCUAAUAUGCGACCUCCAGUCGCACCGGUUAGGAACACCCCUCUCGUCGUGUCUGGCGCACCGGUAUAUACAAUCCCGCCGCCACCACCUGUGACGAGGCCAAACAAUGAGCCACCAUCUCAUGCUUAUGAUGGCCAAUACUAUUCUCCAAAUAUGGCUUUUGGGGUCUCGGCUCCAUACAAUCAGACUCCUCGGUACGAAUCACCAGUGGAAAAUGAAAAGCCUGCCACGACUGUUGAGCCAGAUGAGAUGUACAACAUUGAUAUUGCGCCGGAUCGUAAUUCCUUGUCCAAUGUGAAGAAAAAGCCGACGAAAAGUUUUAGGGAGUAUGCCAUCAAGUGGAGGGAGCAAGCGACUAGAGUUAAGCCACCCAUGGAUAACCACGAGUUGAUCACUAUUUUUCUGGAGGCUCAAGAGCCUGAUUACUUUCAGAACAUGAUGUCCGCGAUGGGUAGAACUUUUGCAGAAGCAAUCAAAAUAGGGGAGACGGUCGAAAAUAGCCUCAAGACUGGCAGAAUUGUAAGUCAAGUUGCUCUCAAAGUUACCACCCAAGCUAUCCAAAAUGGGUCGAGAGGUACGGGCACCAGCUCCAAGGGCCCCCCGACCUCAGCAGCAAAUUCUCGGGCACCCUACAAUGCUCGUCCCAGGCAGGAUUAUGGUCGAGAGCAGAGGCUGGCAGAAAAAUUCACUCCAUUGGCGGAAUCAUAUUCUAGUCUAUUCCAGAAGCUGAAGCAAAUGGGCGUAAUUGGACCCAUCGCUCCCCACCAUAUGCAUCUCGAUUUGCAUGGAUUUCAAGCAAAUGCUAGAUGUGAAUAUCAUUCUGGUGCCCUAGGGCAUAGCACUGAUGACUAUUGGACUCUGAAAAGAGCCAUAGAGAGACUCAUUUCUGAAAAACUGAUUGUAGUGACGAAUGGCGAGGACCUUCCUAACGUGACAAACAACCCGUUGCCAGCACACAAUGAUGUUCAUUUUGUGGGAAUGAUUGACCGAGACCAAGAAUAUAAGCCGGUCGGUCGAGCAGAAAUGAUAGUGGGUGCAAUUCAAGAAGGAGCGGGUCUGGAAGUAAUCCCCAGCCGAGAUGUGCCAUUGAUUGUGAAAGGCGCCCAAAGCUCAAAUAAGGCGACUUUAUUUGUUCCAAAGAUCUCAAGGUUGGAAGUUCACUCCAUUGUUCCAAGCCCAAGGUUAUAUGUACUUGGAGGCCACCCCAUCAAAAGGGAGAAGCAGGGAGGUACGAAAGGUAUAACAGAGUCGAUCGUAAUCAAACCUGCCAUGCAACCCCCUGUAACCAACACAAAAACCACUCCUUGGAACUACAACAAAACUGUGAUGACCUACAAAGGCAAGGAAAUCAUAAAGGAAGUGGGGGAAACUGGAGGUUUGACUCGAUCAAGGAGAUGUUACUCUCCAGAAGAGUUGAGAAAGGCCAAGCAAAUUAGAGAAGGCCAUUUUCCAAUAAAGAAACCAGUCACUGAAGCAGAUGCGGAAGAGUUUUUGAAAAAGAUGAAAGUUCAUGAUUACUCAAUCAUUGACCAGCUAAGAAAGACUCCCGCCCAAAUCUCUCUACUAUCUCUGCUCCUACAUUCCAAAGAGCAUGCCCGUGUACUAAUCAAGGUCCUGAACGAGGCACAUAUCUCAGAGGAGACCACAGUGAAUCAGUUAGAGAAGACGGCCAACAGAUUUUUCGAGGUGAACAGAAUCUCCUUUACUGAUGAUGAACUUCCCGAGGAGGGAGCCAGGCACAAUAGAGCUUUGAACUUGAUGGUCAAAUGUGAGGGUCAUUAUCUAAAGCGAGUCAUGGUUGAUGGAGGCUCAAGUGUAGAUGUAUUCCCUCUCUCUACCUUACAAAGCAUGAAGAUCGAUACAGACAGAAUCCGACCCAGCAAUGUUCGCAUCCGGGCUUUUGAUGGCUCAGCAAGAGAUACCAUUGGGGAGAUCAACCUCACCAUGACGAUUGGGCCAGUUGACUUUGAGAUUGUCUUCCAAGUAGUGGACAUGGCCACUUCUUAUAACUUUCUUCUUGGAAGGCUAUGGAUCCAUACGGCCCGAGCUGUGCCAUCCACCUUGCAUUAG